AUGGUGAGAAUCGCUGAGUAUUCGCGUACCGCCACUUUUGCAUGGUCCAAUGACAGGAUCCCUUACUUGGUCUCUGGUACCGCGUCAGGUACCAUUGACGCUGAUUUCUCUAAUGAGUCCAAGCUUGAGUUGUGGUCCCUGCUAGGCACUGAUGCUGAUAAGCCCAGCCACUCUGUUUCCACAGAUGCCAAGUUCAAAGAUCUCGACUGGUCCGCUGAUAACAAGUAUAUCGCCGGUGCUAUGGACAAUGGUGCCGUCGAGAUCUACGAGUUCAACAGUAGCAAACAGGAGUUGAAGAAACAGGGCUCUUUCAAGAACCAUUCUACCGUGGUCAGAACCGUGAAGUUCAACAGCAAGCAAAACAACGUGCUCCUGUCCGGUGGUAACUCCCAGGAGAUCUUCAUAUGGGAUCUGAACAAGCUGCUGGACUCUAAGGCCAACUACCAGCCAUUGACGCCCGGCGUGUCCAUGUCCCCUAUCGACGAGAUCCAUUCUUUGUCAUGGAACAAGUCCCUAGCCCACGUAUUCGCAUCCGCUAGCAACUCUUCCUUCGCCUCCAUCUGGGAUCUAAAGGCUAAGAAGGAGGUUAUCCACUUGAGUUACACUUCCCAAAACACAGGACUGAAGUCUGACUUCUCCGCAGUCGAAUGGCACCCACUGAACUCUACCAGAGUCGCCACAGCUACUUCCAACGAUAACGAACCAUUGAUCUUGGUAUGGGAUCUAAGGAACUCAAACACCCCAUUGCAGACAUUGUCAGCCGCAAACAACCAAGGACACGGCCACUCCAAGGGUAUCCUUUCCCUAGACUGGUGCCAACAGGACGAAAACUUGCUGCUGUCCAGUGCCCGUGACAGCUCCGUAAUGCUAUGGAACCCUCAAUCCGGUGAAGCCCUAACAGAAUACAACACUACCGGCAACUGGUGCUUCAAGUCCAAGUUCGCCCCACAAGCCCCAGACCUGUUUGCCUUUGCCACAUUGGACGGCAAGAAGAUCGAGGUUCAAACUCUACAAAACUAUGAAACUACUCUGGACGAGGAAGUCUCCAAGACAAAACAGCAAGAGUCCGAAACUGACUUCUGGAACCACGUAUCCGAAGAAAAGGCCGAAAUCAAAUCCACUGUGGUCCACUUACAAGCGCCAUCCUGGUACGGUAACAAAUCCGCCUCUGCCCAAUGGGCCUUCGGUGGUAAAUUGGUCCAAGUCACCAAGGAUGGUAAAGGUGUCGAAGUCAACAAACCUGAAAUCACCGACCUAAAAUCUGACGACACAUUAAAGAAUGCACUAGCUUCAAAGGAUUUCCAACCUCUGAUCAACCAAAGACUCGUCAAGGUCGUUAAUGAAACUAAUGAAGAAGACUGGAACUUACUUGAAAAACUGUCCAUGGAUGGUAAAGAAGAAUUCUUGAAGGAAGCAUUAGAAUUAGACGAAGAGGAGGAUGAAGAAAAGGACCAAGAAGGAAAGGACGGCGACGAAUUUUUCCAAAAGAUAGAAAGCAACUUCCAACCUUCUGGCUCUUUUAAGAUUGACAGCAACGAAGAAUCUGUUAUCAACAAUAUCCUGUCUGGAAACAACAGCAAAGCUGUAUCUGAAUUGUUAAAAUCCGGCUCUAUUCUUGAAGCAUUCGUUGUUGCAGUCACCUGUAAUGACGAGAAAUUGAAAGAAGACGUCAAGGAUGCUUAUUUCGCCGCUCACGGAAAGGAAUCAAGCUUAUCUAGAGUCUUAUUUUCUUCUUCGAAGAAGAAUUCGGAUGAUAUUGUCGAAAACUUAGACAUUUCUCAAUGGAAGUACAUCACCAAGUCUAUAUACAACUUCCAUGCUAAUGACGAGGUAGAAAGAACAAACAAGCUGCUACAGUUGGGUGAUAGAUUACUGGCCAACAAGAACAGACAGGAUGCUCUUGUCAUAUACAUUGCGGCAGGUUCCCUAGACAAGAUUGCCACUGUUUGGCUAAACGAGUUCUCUACUCUUGAGAACAAGAUCAAGGAUCAAGAAAAAACUAUCUACGAAGCGCAUAUUGAAUGUUUAACCGAAUUCGUGGAAAGAUUCACCAUUCUAUCUAACUUUGUCGGAAAGAAGCAGAAGAUCACCAACGAGUCCCUAAUUUCUAAAUUUUUAGAAUUUAUCAACAUAACUUCCGCAACUGGUAACUUCGAUUUGGCUUUAUUGUUUUUGGAUAUCCUUCCAGAAGAUAACGAGUAUGUCAUUGCAGAAAAGAAGAGAGUGAUGGUUGCAUCUGGUAAGGUUGUCGAUCAAUCUCAAUCUAGAAAGGGCAAAUAUGGCUCCCAUGCGAACCUUGCCUCAGCUGGAUUUUCUGGUCACGCCAAACAACCUGUUAACUUGCCUCCAACAGCUGCACCAUUUGCUGCCCAAACAAUGGGUGGAUACGCACCACAAGCAGUUGGGGCCGUUCCAACUCCAGCGGUACCAGUUCCUCAAACACGUAAUGCAUCAGUUAGUAUAAAGUCAAACCCUUACGGUCCAGCAGGUACCAACGUAGGUACGUCUGACAACAAGUUCAAUGCUUAUGCUCCUCCAACUCAUACGCAAGUACCAGUAGCAACUCCAGUUACCUCCUCAUUCAUCCCACCAGCCAACCCAUACUCAAAUGUUGCGGCACAAUCUUUGGCUAUGGCUGCUGAACAAAACGCCAUGUCUCCUAAUCUAGCCGGCAGUGCACCACCAGUUAAGUCUCCUUCUGUCUAUUCUGGUCAAACGCCUCACUUGAAUAAGAAGGCAAAUGAUGGCUGGAAUGACCUUGCGCUACCAGUUAAGGAAAAGCCUCAGCGUGCCAAACCUGUAACUGUUGCUCCUUCUCCAAUAUUAGCCCCUGCAACAAACGGAGCUGCUGCUGCUGUCCCAACAAAGUCAAUUGGUACCGUAUUCCCACCAACUGGAGGCAACUCUAGAGUUCCAUCCAGCAUGGUAUCUCCUCCACCUCCACAAAAGAGAGCAUCUAGAACACCAUCUUUGAUUAACAUCGAUGAUGUUGUAAAUGCCCGUCCAAAGGCCCAUACCAGCAUCUAUGCUCCACAGACUACACAAGCCGGCCCAGCUCCUGUCGCCCCACAAAGUGACAUUCCAUUGGCUCCAACUGCCAACCCAUAUGCACCAAAUCAAUCUGUUGGAAGCACUCCAUUGCAAAAGCCAGUGAAUCCAUACGCGCCACCAGCCCAACAGGCUGGUAUUCCAAGCGCUGCUAACCCAUAUGCCAGCCAGAUUCCAUCCAAGGCACCAGUGAAUGCCCCACCACCAAUGAGCAGCAAGAAGGCACCAGUGGGUCCUCCACCAAUGAGCUCAAGAAAAAAGGCACACGAGGGGAAGACUCUGAGCCACGAAGCUGCCAGUGUCCUUGACUCAUCCAAACCUGUACAAACGCAACCAAUUGCAUCUGAGUUAAGCAGGGAGCCUGCUCCAGUCCCAACCAGUGCUUCGCAGACCCAAGUCCCACCUCCUGUCCAGGAGACCCCUGCCCGCAACACCAUCUCACCAAUAGACAUGGCCGCCCCAGCAGUCGAACAAGGCAUCUCCGCUGCGCAGCAACCAAUCCGCGACUUCUUCAGCAGCGAGCUGGCCCGUGUCACUCCAUUGACACCAAAGGAGUACAACAAGCAAUUGAAGGACUGUGACAAGCGUCUGAAGAUCCUGUUCACCCACCUGGAGAAGAACCUGCUGUCACAACCAACCGUGGACAAGCUACUGCACAUCAUCGAACUGCUGAAGGAGAAGAAGUACCACGAAGCCAUGGAAGUGCACAAGGACAUCGCCACCAACCACGCCGAAGAAGGCGGAAACUGGCUCACCGGUGUCAAGAGACUCAUCAGCAUCUCCGAGGCAACCGCAUAG
Messenger RNA from Nakaseomyces glabratus, 3846 nucleotides. RefSeq names its product Sec31p (gene SEC31). Gene Ontology annotation, cellular component: endoplasmic reticulum exit site; COPII vesicle coat. Gene Ontology annotation, biological process: intracellular protein transport; endoplasmic reticulum to Golgi vesicle-mediated transport; COPII-coated vesicle cargo loading. Lineage: Eukaryota; Fungi; Ascomycota; Saccharomycetes; Saccharomycetales; Saccharomycetaceae. Gene Ontology annotation, molecular function: structural molecule activity; protein binding. The record is from RefSeq and is a predicted model, not a curated record.